Molecule: messenger RNA, 771 nt
Organism: Cyphomyrmex costatus
Lineage: Eukaryota; Metazoa; Arthropoda; Insecta; Hymenoptera; Formicidae
Product: protein TolA
Exons: 5
Coding region: 1-771 (256 amino acids)
Source: RefSeq, a predicted model, not a curated record
AUGAAGAUCAUCGUAACGAUUGUGCUUCUAUCCGCUGUUGCGGUGGUGGUGGAGCUAAAAUCGGACUCAAAGAAGCAUAAGCGCGGAGUGGCGUUUUUCGGAUCGCCUGAUUUCUUUGGGUUUGUGCCAGCUUUCGCUCCUUGGGCCCAAAGUUUUGCGACUUCGGCUUGGAAUCCACCGAUCACUCCGGACGUAGCGCUCGCACAGGUCGAAGUUCAAGCUACACACGAUGUGGCACUUCAGGCAUUAAAGGAUCCGGUGUCUGGUACGCCUAGCAUCGCGUAUCCGCCCGAGGUUUUAAGAGCGAUUCAGCAAGCAAAGGAGGCAAACAACAACGUUGUCGCAGUUCAGCACAAAGUUGCGGAGGCGAAGCAAGCUGCACUGAUUCAGCAGAAAAUUGCGUUGGCAAAGGAAGCAGCGGCGAGAGAAGCUGCCGCGAGGUCGCAUGAAAUUUCACAACAUGCUGAGACUGAAGCUAAAGCCAGCGCCCGACAACUCGUGGCAUUGCAACAAAGAUUAGCAACCCUAAAGGAUACUGUGGCAGCUGCACAGAGAGUAGCAGCAGCAAGAGAAGCCGCCGCAGCUGCAGCAAUCCAAAGAAACGCGGCUAACACCGCCGCAGAAUUGCGAAAGUUGGAUGUUGAUAAGCAAAUUAGUCAGAGCGAGCAGGAAGCUAAGGAAAAGGAUAUAAUAGCUGCGAAAGAAAACGCAAUAGCAGCUGCAGUCCAGCAUGCAAGUUUACAGAAAUCUGCUCAUCAUCCUUGGGGUUAA